This is a messenger RNA of Salvia hispanica, 1742 nucleotides long. Its product is annotated as zinc finger CCCH domain-containing protein 40-like. The record is from RefSeq and is a predicted model, not a curated record. Gene Ontology annotation, molecular function: pre-mRNA binding; metal ion binding; U6 snRNA binding. NCBI's taxonomy places the organism in Eukaryota, Viridiplantae, Streptophyta, Magnoliopsida, Lamiales, Lamiaceae. Gene Ontology annotation, cellular component: U2-type catalytic step 1 spliceosome; Prp19 complex; U2-type catalytic step 2 spliceosome.
UAUCCAAUCGCGGAGUUGUCAUUUCUCGGCCAUCCUCUUGAAUUCUCUCCGCCCUCUCGCCGCCGCCGACUCUGUCUACAUAAGCCGCCGCCUUCCGCGACUCCUUUUCUUGCUAUCCUUAUAUUCGCACCUACAGUAGCUUGUCUUUUCGUGGAAAAACAACUUCAAGGAUAAUUAAUUUCAAGUUCGGCAUAGAAUGGCACACAGGCUGCUGAGGGACGCGGAAGCCGAUGGGUGGGAGCGGUCUGAUUUCCCAAUUAUAUGCGAGUCAUGCCUUGGCGACAAUCCAUACGUCCGAAUGACAAAAGCAGAUUAUGAUAAGGAGUGUAAGAUCUGCACUCGGCCAUUUACGGUGUUCAGGUGGAGGCCUGGUCGUGAUGCAAGAUACAAGAAAUCUGAGAUAUGCCAAACUUGUAGUAAGCUGAAAAAUGUUUGUCAGGUUUGCCUUUUGGAUCUCGAGUAUGGAUUGCCCGUUCAGGUUCGCGAUACUGCUCUGAGUAUUGAUUCUAAUGAUGCCAUUCCAAAGAGUGAUGUGAAUAGGGAAUACUUUGCAGAGGAGCAUGAUCGCAAGGCAAGGGCUGGGAUUGAUUAUGAGUCUUCAUUUGGAAAGGCUCGUCCAAAUGAUACUAUUUUGAAGCUCCAGAGAACCACACCAUAUUACAAGAGAAACCGAGCUCAUGUUUGCAGUUUCUAUGUUCGCGGUCAAUGUACAAGAGGUCCAGAGUGCCCUUACAGGCACGAGAUGCCUGUUGAAGGUGAAUUGUCUCAACAAAACAUUAAAGAUCGCUACUACGGAGUGAAUGAUCCAGUGGCAAUGAAGCUAUUGAGCAAGGCCGGGGAGAUGCCUUCUUUGGAGCCUCCCGAUGAUGAGAGCAUUAGAACCCUCUAUGUGGGAGGGCUUGAUGCUAGGAUUACCGAGCAGGAUUUAAGGGACAACUUCUAUGCACAUGGAGAAAUUGAGUCUGUCAAGAUGGUUCUCCAGAGGGCCUGUGCUUUCGUGACUUACACGACACGAGAAGGUGCUGAGAAAGCAGCUGAGGAACUUGCUAACAAACUAGUUAUUAAAGGCUUGAGGAUGAAGCUGCUGUGGGGCAGACCCCAAGCUCCAAAGCUGGACUCUGAAGGCUCUGAUGAAGCAAAGCAGCAAGCAGCCGUGACUCACAGUGGGUUGCUCCCAAGGGCAGUCAUAUCGCAGCAACAGAACCAGCCUCUUCAGGCUCCCCCACCUUGCGGUCAGACACAACCGCCACCAGUGCCUUAUUUCAACAUUCCUCCUCUGCCUCAGCAUGAGAGGGCGUAUUAUCCUUCUAUGGAUCCCCAGAGGAUGGGUGCCCUCAUUCCAACUCAAGAGGGGCCUUCCAGUGGGUCAUCUGCGUCUAAUGAAAAUAGAGGUGGUUCUGAACAGCAGCAUCAACAAGCUCAGCAGUAUGGCUACCCGAGCACGGCGCCCCCUCCAGGUCAAUUUUACCCACCAUACUACCAGCAGUAUGGCUACAUGGGACCGCCUCUGCCAGUGCUACCACCUAAUCAACAACACCAUCAACAGUAUCAAGGACCUCAAGGCAGGAUGCCUGCCGCUCCAACCGCUCCAGCUACUGGGACGUCGCAGCAGCCAUGAAUGCUGUAUUCUAGAAUACUUCUGCCGUUGUUGCCAAAAAUUUUAUAUCCCGUUGUUGUUCAAUUGUGUUUAAGCUCUUGAUUUUCUGAACAUGGUGGCUACAUAAACCUCUUCUUUUCCUUUC